AUACAUAAACAGAUAAAAUAAAAUAAAUAAGAAUAAUAAUGAACACAAUGAAAUAUACAGUUAAAUCCAUACAGUAUAUGGAAGAUGUUUACCUGCCAAAGGAUUUGUAUCUCAAUCCUGUUCUGAGAUUUAUGUCCAGGGGCGGACUGACCAUUUGGAAACUCGGGCACUGCCCGAGGGCCCGGCGUCAGUAGGGGGCCCCACGAGAUGCCCCUGUACCUUUUUCAUAGGCUUUUUUGAGUUUUUGGCAAGGACACAGGGGCCCCAUGAUCCCCUAUUGCUCGGGGACCCCAUGAGUUGUCAGUCCGCCCCUGUCCUAAAUGAUCCU
Messenger RNA from Staurois parvus, 328 nucleotides. NCBI's taxonomy places the organism in Eukaryota, Metazoa, Chordata, Amphibia, Anura, Ranidae. The record is from the annotation of a GenBank genome assembly.